GAGAAUUGUUAUUUGGGAAGAAGUGUCCAUAGUGCAAUUGUUAGUUCGUGUUGGAAGCAGCUGAAGGAAGUUCACGAAGGAACUCAAGUUCAACACCCAAAGGAUAGAAUAUUAGUGUGUGCUGAUCGCCUUAUCGUUUCCGUGGAGCUGCAGACAACUAAGUUUCUUCAGGGAACAUUUCAAUUUCGGCAAAGCGAUGGCACAAGCGAGGAUGACACUCUUCACCACAUUGGCCCUGGUCGUGUGUGUGCUGAAUUGCGCAUAUGCCAUUCCUGCGAAGAAGGCAGCUGCCAAGACGGUACCAGCCGCUGCGACGGCGGAGCCCACAGGUGCGCCUGCAAAUGCGGCUACAGGUACGCCUACAAAUGGGGCUACAGAUAUGGUUGGCAAGAAGGAGCAAGGCGCUGCCGUGUGUGAAUAUGCUGGCACGCAAUACGUCAACGGUGAUACGUGGUCGGAUAAGACAAAAGGCUGCCAGGAUUGUCGAUGCGUCUUCGGCACAACCGUGUGCCAGCCCGCAAUCCUGCUCUGCACCAAGUCAGUCGGUGGCACACUGCCCUGCAACGCCAGCAAGAUGGUGCGUGCCAAGGAUACAUGCAGCUGCGACACAUGCCCUAAAGCCGCGGAAACGUGCUCUAGUCUCCCACGCGCCCACUGGUUCAGAGAGGAGGUGGAUGCCUGCAAACUCUGCCACUGUGAGAAUGGAAAGGUCCAGUGCCUGAAGGAAGGCUUCAAGUGCUCCCCGUGCAGACCUGGCUUCGAGAAAUCCACCGGCCAUGGCGUCUGCUCCUGCCCCACCUGCCUUCCCGUUGAAAAUACCGCUGGUAAGGAACAAAAUAUGUUCGGUACACAAGAGCCCGGAACUGAGCCAGUGCAAGGUACACAAGCGGCAGGAGUCGAGCCUGUGCAAGGUACACAGUCGCCUGGAACUGAGGCUGUGCAAGGUACACAAGCGGCAGGAGUCGAGCCUGUGCAAGGUACACAAGCCGCAGGUGUCGAGCCUGUGCAAGGAACCCAAGCGGCAGGAGUCGAGCCUGUGCAAGGUACACAAGCGGCAGGAGUCGAGCCUGCACAGGGCACACAGGCGGCAGGAGUCGAGCCUGUGCCAGGCACACAAGCGGCAGGAACCGAAGCCGUGCCACUGCCAUAAUCCAAUGCAUCGCGCACAGCAAGACACAGAUUGCUUUACUGACUAUCCAAUAGCCAAAUCCACACGGUCAAUUUCAUAGGAUAAGUGUAUAUUUAUCUAAAAAAAUAUCGCCUUAAUUCCUUUCUACUUCCUCGGGCGCGUUCAUUAUCAUGCCUUCGGGCUGGUUUUGAGAGCUGUUAUAAUUAUCGCAUGCGUAUUUAGCCUAUUGUACCAGAAACGAACAUUCCCCGUCUUUUUUCAGUUCUUUAUUAUCUAAUGCAUUUUCAUUUACAGGAACGAUGCUAACAUUUUCACGUGUUGAUUCCACACAUUUUAUGUUCAAACCCUCAUCCCCAAAUGCCUUACGCAAAUUUUGCAGAAGCUGCUGUUUCGCAGAAUAUUGGCAAAGUUCAGGCAAAUUAAGCCUGGUAUUUCUCUCCUUGUGUGACCCUAUAAUUAUUAUCUUCCCGGCUACGAAAGAAUACUUGGAUGAUCAGGAUCACACAGUGAGAGCAGAACAUCA
Molecule: messenger RNA, 1652 nt
Organism: Sycon ciliatum
Lineage: Eukaryota; Metazoa; Porifera; Calcarea; Leucosolenida; Sycettidae
Product: kielin/chordin-like protein
Exons: 5
Coding region: 197-1150 (317 amino acids)
Molecular function (GO): protein binding
Source: RefSeq, a predicted model, not a curated record